Diatraea saccharalis (sugarcane borer) is the source of this 1114-nucleotide messenger RNA. The record is from the annotation of a GenBank genome assembly. Lineage: Eukaryota; Metazoa; Arthropoda; Insecta; Lepidoptera; Crambidae.
GUCACAGUGAUCUUAUAAGAGUCUGGAAAAUUUAACAUUUUUCGCUAUACCCAUUCGAUUAAUUAUACAAAAUGGAUGAUUUUGGUGAUAAUUUCGUUCAACCAGAUACUCAGCCUGAGGUUGAUCCAGCUGCAGAGUUCUUAGCUCGUGAACAAAACCAAUUAGCUGGCUUAGAAGAUGAUUUGGAAACAAAUGCUCCGCCCCCUAUGCUUUCGUCAAACUCCAAUGGAUUUGAUGAUUUUGUUGAAGUACCUAAUGCAGCAGCUUUUGAAGCUAAUGGGCUUUUAGACGAUGAGUCAACUCCACCUACAGUGUUCAAACAAGAGCGCGAAGAACCAGAAAAAAUAAAAAUUUGGAGAGAAGAACAAAAGAAAAGACUGGAAGAAAAAGAUGCUGAGGAGGAAAAGAAAAAGGAGGAAAUGCUGCGUAUCGCAAAAAAAGAACUCGAAGAUUGGUACAAAACUCAUGAAGAACAGAUAGCCAAAACUAAAGCAGCUAAUAGGGAGUCUGCUAAGAAUGCAGAAAGGGCAUUAGCUCGAGGGUCAGAAAGCAACGUUGAAGAAGGUAACGAGUGGGCGCGCGUUGCUGAACUCUGCGACUUCGGUCCGCGGCGUGGUCGCGACGUAGCGCGUUUGCGCUCCAUCGUGCUGCAGCUGAAACAGUCCGGUGUACGCCCCAAACACCCACCUCGCACUACAAAAGUAGCUUGAAUUCAGACCAUACAGAUCAGCUACAUACAAUCUAAGAAGAAUGACUAUAAACUCUUAAAUAUAAUGCAAAAGUCACUCUUAAUGUGAACUGAUAUAAGAAUUUAUAAUAUAAGUAACCUCAUAAUGUUACAUUUUGUAAAAUAGUCUUGGUAGGCACCCUGUUAAAUUAUAUAAUAAAAAUAUUUAAACAAUGCAAUAUAAAUAUACUAUCAUUGCAAAUACAAUUUGAAAACCAUUAAAUGUAUACUUGUUUUAGAAUCAAAGCCUGGAUUGUAUCUUCAAUAGACAUUAUUUUAUUUCUUUUAAUAUACUACACUGUCUGAUUGAUCAGAUGUUUGUAAUUUUUUUAUUUAACAUAGUAUAGUGUUGUGUAAUCAUUCCAAAAUAAAUUUUUUGCAUACAUC